Molecule: messenger RNA, 1861 nt
Organism: Magallana angulata
Lineage: Eukaryota; Metazoa; Mollusca; Bivalvia; Ostreida; Ostreidae
Exons: 16
Coding region: 53-1288 (411 amino acids)
Source: RefSeq, a predicted model, not a curated record
UAACCAAACAUAUGGGCCUCCUCAAUAGAUAUUUAAAUGUCUUCGCAAAGCGAUGGCCUCAUUUCAUGGGGAACAUUUAGACAACAUGCCACGAUCUAAUGAAAGGCGAGAACGGAGUUAUAGGGGUUCAGCAUACAGCAGUUUUCAGGGUGUGCAAGAACCUGAAAUAGAUUAUAAAGACAAUACAAAAGAGAAUGAGGUACCUGGAAUUCAUCAAUCCACAGACUGUUACAUUCCCCGAGGAUAUCGCUUUAACCACAGAACCUUUCGAGAACAACCGAUACCACCAUUAUCGCCCCUAGAUCAACAACAGCAAAAUGUUAGAGGGACCGGUGGAGUUAUGAAUACACAAGGAACGAUCACCGGUGUUUCUCAGAAUUCUAAUGAAUGUGACAACCCUGGAAAUUCUGACCGAGUGCAGAAAUCGCACAGCAGUACCUUUCUUCCACAACCAGUUACACCUUUAUUAUCUUUAUCUCAAAUACAAAAAAAUAUUUUGUCGCAUUCUGAUACAGAAAAAAGGCGGUUACAGUAUGAUAAUGCAUGGAAUAUUUUAGGAAAAGGAGACUCUAGGUUAUCCAAUCAUUACGGACCUUCCGUAACCACAAAGCAGUUGAAUACUUCAUACGUUUUUGUAGGGAGCGUGCAAGAAACAUCACGAGAAGUCAAGUUACCCCCCACACCUUCCUCGGGUCUGACAGAUGACACUAGCCAAUAUUCUUUGGACACAAAGGAUUAUAAGCCCAGAUCAAAAAAACCUUGUUUUUUGAAGAAAAUAUGCAAGUACCUUCUCUGGAUACUCAUAAUUCUCGGUAUCUCGGCUGUCGUAGCGAUAUCCACUGUUUAUUACCAAAAUAGCCAGCCUAACCAGAUUACCAAUAGUAUGGAGGCACAGAUAGAUGGUACCAAUGAAAUUAACAAAACCCUCGGUAUUGUAUUAGACAAGUUUAGUUCAAUCAAACAGUCGAUAGAGUCCAUGAAGUCACUUGUGAAAGAAAUCAACAAACCACUAAACAGGGCCCCAGCUUACACAAGUAGUGACUCUUUAUCGGAUUCAUCGAAUUCAGGACAGUGUCGGAACGAUACAAAUGGUGAAUGUGUAAAGGACUGUACUUUCAUGUGUCGUGGGGACUAUCAGUCCUGUGAGACAUGUAUAGGUUAUGUCACUUGUGAUCAUGGAAAAAUAUUUAAAAGAAUCUGUGUUAAUCCCAGAUUCAAUAUAACUCUUUUUUGGGAUGACAAACUCAAAGCAUGUGAAUUUAAAAGCAGUACGUGUUACUAUAAGUGACAAAAUACGAAAUUUUAUUAAGAUGUUCAGUAGUCGAUGAUACUUGUGUAUUUUAAACAAUAGAACUGUUGUAAUAACUUCAUGUAUUAAAAAGUUUCACGCUGUAGAUAUCAUAUAAUUAUAUAAUUUAAUAUCUUUUUUGCAACUGAAGAUUUUUCUAUCUAAUCAUAAAUUAUUGAUAUUUUAAACUAAAAGAAGCUUCCUGUCCUAGUUGAGACGGUGGUUUCUUGUUGGUCGAACAUUCUUUCUUCUGCAGUAUAUUCAUAAAUACACAAUUCUUUUUUUUCAUAAGUAAACUUUAAAUAAUAGGAGAUGUUAAAGUGACCAGAUAAUAAUACAAUGUGAACAGUGUAGAUGUAUUUAAUCAUACAAAUGAGUUGUUUUUAAUGUUUCUGUUCGUAAAUUUGUGUCUCCAAAGAAUACGCUAUAUGUUUUGUGCAUUUCUAAUAUGAAUUUGUAUAUAUGCAACUUGUUGUAGGCUCGUAUUUAACACACUAGGAACAAUAUGAGAAUUAGCGAAUCCUUGAUUUUGAAACAUGUCUUCUUUCAGUCAAAUAUUCAUAUGAUGUUUAA